Molecule: messenger RNA, 762 nt
Organism: Microthlaspi erraticum
Lineage: Eukaryota; Viridiplantae; Streptophyta; Magnoliopsida; Brassicales; Brassicaceae
Source: the annotation of a GenBank genome assembly
AUGUCUUCAUCCUACUCAUCAAAACGCAUCGUUUCAGUCUCUGUAUUGGCCUUGGCCAUACAACUUCUCUUGAUACACAGCGUUUUGGGCCAGGACAAUGCGUUUCUCUACCACAAGUGCUCUGACAUUGAAGGGAGCUUCACGUCCAAGAGUCCGUACGAGUCAAACCUCGAUAGUCUCUUUCGUCAUCUCUCUUACAGAGUUCCAUCCAACGGUUUUGCAACCUCCUCCGCCGGUAAAACUCCAGACAAAGUCAACGGUUUGUCCCUUUGCCGUGGUGAUGCCUCCUCCUCAGACUGCGGCUCCUGUCUCGCCACCGCCGUCCCCGAGAUACGUCAAAGAUGUCCAAACAACAAGGCGGGAAUAAUAUGGUACGACAACUGUUUUGUCAAGUACUCGUCGACCGAUUUCUUCGGGAAGAUCGAUUACGAGAACAAGUUCUAUUUGUACAACGUCAAGAACGUGAGCGAUCCUGCGUCGUUCAACGCGCAGACGAGAGCUCUUUUAACUGAUCUUACGAAGAAAGCGACUGCUGGAGGCAACCGGAAGCUGUAUGCGACAGGGGAGCAAAGCUAUGGGGAGAAGAAGUUGUACGGACUGGUGCAAUGUACGAGGGACUUGAGGAGCGAGACGUGUAAGGCGUGUUUGGAUGGAAUUAUUGGGGAGAUUCCUAACUGCUGCGACGGUAAAGAAGGAGGGAGAGUUGUGGGUGGGAGUUGUAAUUUUAGGUAUGAAAUUUACCCAUUUGUUAAGGUUGCUUGA